Molecule: messenger RNA, 1280 nt
Organism: Diachasma alloeum
Lineage: Eukaryota; Metazoa; Arthropoda; Insecta; Hymenoptera; Braconidae
Gene: Dlish
Product: SH3 domain-containing protein Dlish
Exons: 5
Coding region: 33-1217 (394 amino acids)
Molecular function (GO): protein binding
Source: RefSeq, a predicted model, not a curated record
UUGACGUUCUUUCAUCCCUAAAAUUUCAAAGAAUGGCUUUUCUUUGUCCGGUGCGCAUACGCCGCGGAACGAAGAAGAAAUCUGGUGUUCACAAUUUCAAUCUAGAGAGAGAUGGCCUGGGGGGCUCCAGCAUUGGGCUGGGGUCCAACAGGGCCACAUUACCACCAGGACGUAUCACGGGAAGCGCUAGUAUUGAAACCCUAGUGAGAGUUGGUAUCGAAAAGGAGAAUGGCCUGUCACCAGACAGCAAAAUGGUCAUUGUUCAUGACUUCACGCCCUGCGUCGAUGACGAGCUUCAAGUCAAACGUGGACAGGUAGUAAAUAUUUUGUACAGAGAGAACGACUGGGUUUACGUUAUUGCUGCUGACACGAGAAUGGAAGGAUUCGUGCCUCACUCCUACUGCGCCCCUUACACAUCCCAACUCGCUGAGCAAACACUCGCGAGUCUCAUGAAUAACAUAAAGAAAAAAUUGCCGCGAUCUCACGAGGGGGAUGGGGAUCUCGUCAACAAUGGACGAUCCCAAGUCGAGUCCCAGCACACGGACACCGGGUCCGCGUCGGACUGCGAGAGUUAUAUUCGAAAUAUAACGACCGCUGACGUUAAUGUCAAUCGGGCGCACAUGACUCAGUCGCAGAACUCAAUUCAAACGACGCCCCAGCCUGACGUUCAUCCCUUUUUCAAGGACCCCUCAGCAGGGAGAUACAUUGUCCUCUACACCUUCGUCGCCCGAGACGAAAACGACGUAAGUGUGGAGAGGGGUGAGUUCGUAACAGUCCUGAAUCGUGACGAUCCGGAUUGGUUUUGGGUGCUGCGACACUGUGAUGGCAACGAGGGAUUCGUCCCAUCAGGUUUUGUAUAUCCUGGACACGUACUGCAUUCAUAUGCGACUACUGGGACCACUACAACAACGACUACAGUUGCUAGUGAUGUCUCGCAUGUAUUAGGCCAUAGGAACGGGGCAUCCAACGAUCGACAAUUGCAGCAAAAAGAUCUGCGGGACUUCCGGGACGAAGCGAGUGGGACUGAAUUAGUUGUGCUAUACGAUUACAAGGCGCAGGCGCCAGACGAUCUAUCCGUGAAACGGGCGGACUGGAUUUACGCCGAUCUCGGGAAUCAGACGGUCGAUGGUUGGCUGUGGGCCUAUGCCCCAAAAACCAGAAAAUAUGGCUUUAUCCCGAAGGCAUACGCUCGCCCUCCUGCCAUGACAAGCUUGUAACUAUCAGACAUUUCAUACAUUCGGUCUUCGCGUUUUUCGAUAGGACGAUGGAGCAUUUCGGUG